AUGACUCUCAGGAGAACAACUUAUGUCGAGCAUCUACUCAAGAAGCCACAAAGUGAGCUCCAGAUUGGCCUCUGCAAGUGUGCUGCCAAUAAUCAAGUCAUCAACCUUGGCACUGCCGAAAAUCACAUGAUCGACCAUCUUCUUUUACCUUUAUUACAGAGCAGACCAGAGUUUAAGACAUGUGAUCUCUCUUAUUGCUCUGCUUGCAACACUCAAAAGCUCAGACAAGCCAUUGCACAGCUUUAUGUCGACCACAUGGGCAUGAAGAAUGUCAAUUCCAAUCAGAUCUUAUUUGGAAGUGGAAUUGCUCAUCUUCUUGAGAGAGUUGGAUUUGCCCUGGCUCAGAAAGGCGACCUUGUUCUUAUUCCAAAGCCUUGCUUUGGAUGUUUCGAGCCAGACAUGUAUCCUUGCGGCUGCUCAUUUGAAUACAUUGAUCUUGAUAAUCUCCCAGAGAAACCACCUGAAAAUGCCAGGAUCCUUAUUCUGACAAACCCAGGCAAUCCUAUUGGAGACAUUAUCCCUAAUCAAGAUAAGAUUCUUAAAUGGGCUUAUCAGAAUCCUAACCUUCAUAUCCUUUUAGAUGACAUUUACGCAUUAACCAUCCGCAAGGGAGAAUUCACCUCAAUUAUGGCCCAUCCAGAUGUUGAUUUGACAAGAACACAUCAUCUUUACGGCAUUUCCAAAGACUGGGGCAUGGCUGGCUUCCAUAUUGGAAUCUUCUACACUGAAAACAAAGAUGUGUUUGAAACUGUUAAGCUCUGUAUGGGCUGCUACUCAAUGGGAAGUGAUACUCGCCAGCUCCUUGAAACAAUCUACUGUAACCACGAGCUUAGAGAUAAACUCAUUGUAGAAUCAAGGAAAGGACUCUCUCAUAAUAUCGGAGUUGCAGAAACAUUAUUGCAAGAAGGCGGAAUUAAAUUCAAUCAUUGCGAUGGUUCCUUGUUUAUCAUGAUUGAUCUGACAGACAUUGCCCAUAAUAAGGAAGAAGAAAAGAAGAUUUGGUUGGAUCUCAUUGAAAGAUUCAACGUCCAUAUCCUUCCUGGAGCAAAUGGUUUCAGAUAUCCAAUUCCAGGUUGGUACAGACUUUGCUUCUCUGUCGACGAGCAGAAGCUUCGCAAUGGCAUUGCUGCUUUGAUCAAGGGCGUCAAAACAAUUCGCGCAGAAAAUUCUUUAUAUUUUUAA
Trichomonas vaginalis G3 is the source of this 1182-nucleotide messenger RNA. RefSeq names its product 1-aminocyclopropane-1-carboxylate synthase protein. The transcript has a single exon. Lineage: Eukaryota; Parabasalia; Trichomonadida; Trichomonadidae. The record is from RefSeq and is a predicted model, not a curated record. The coding region runs from base 1 to 1182 and encodes 393 amino acids. Gene Ontology annotation, biological process: biosynthetic process; amino acid metabolic process. Gene Ontology annotation, molecular function: transaminase activity; pyridoxal phosphate binding.